Paramecium octaurelia is the source of this 931-nucleotide messenger RNA. Lineage: Eukaryota; Ciliophora; Oligohymenophorea; Peniculida; Parameciidae. The record is from the annotation of a GenBank genome assembly.
AUGAAACUUUUAUUUUAUUUAUUCUUCUAAAAAUUAAAGACCCUUUACUAUUAUUAUUAUUAUUAUUAAUCAUAUCUUUAUUAUUAUUCCAAUUCAUAGAUUGUUUAAUUCAAUAUUUUGAAAAUUUAAAUUAUUGAAUAUUCCAGUCCACACUCAAGUUACCCUUAAAUGUGAUCUUUAAAAUGAGGCUAUUAUUUUUAAUUAGUAUAUGAGACAAAAUUGUCUUUGGAUAUUGGGCUAUCGGAGGACUUACUUAACCAUAUAUAUAUAUAAUCACUAUUUAUAGUGAGAUUACAAUAUGAGGAAAAGAGAUCUUAUAAACCUGAAGAAUGGUUUGCUGAUGUCACAUCUGUUCCACUCAAUUAGCAUGUUCUGUGAACUUGCCUAAUAAUAAGGAUAGAGAUUAAUUUGGUUUUAAAAGCCAAGUACUAUAAUGUCUAUUUGGUUUAUCAAGCUAAUAAAACCAGGAUUAUUGGGGUCAAAAUCCAAAGUAAUAAGUAACUCUGGCAUCUAUAAGAGCUGCUCUCCAAGGCUUAAUCAAAAGUCUGAUUGCAUUAUUUACUAUUCCAGAGGACCAUUUUGAGGCAAAGAAGGAGAACUUCUUCAAUCAAGAAGUGUUCUGGAUAGCUGAGAAGCUUAGUAAAGUGCUGGAGAACCGAAAUAGGGCUGUAGGUGAAAAUUGACAUGUAUUGAUUUUCAAUUAUUUGAAGCGGAGGAAAUUUUAAGAAUUUAAAAACCAGAAGCGUUUGCAACUCUUGUGGGGUUAAAGAAGGACAAUGAAAACUUUGCUAAUUUAGCCGCAAUUAAGAAAUAUCGAUUUUCAGAUAAGAUGAUAGCUCGUCCAUUCUAUCCACAUGGAAUGAAUAGAUGGGGUUGGGUAGAUAUAUUUAUAUUAUUUUACAUAUAUAUGGAUAUUUGUUUAGUUUUAUGA